This is a messenger RNA of Ilex paraguariensis (yerba mate), 417 nucleotides long. The record is from the annotation of a GenBank genome assembly. Lineage: Eukaryota; Viridiplantae; Streptophyta; Magnoliopsida; Aquifoliales; Aquifoliaceae.
AUGUCAAAGAUCUCAGCCUUUUGUCAUCUCAAUCGGGAGUUAUGUCAAGGAGACCCGGAGCAGUGGUUUUUCUUCGUUCCUCGGCAAGAGAGAGAAGCCCAUGGAGGAAGACCUAAUCGACUCACGACUAUCGGAUAUUGGAAAGCCACUGGUUCUCCGGGCAAUGUUUACUCGAGUAAUCAAAUAAUUGGAGUGAAGAGAACCAUGGUUUUCUACCGAGGAAGAGCUCCAGGUGGUAGAAAGACAGAGUGGAAGAUGAACGAGUACAAAGCCUUAGCCGGAGAAGCUUCUUCUUCAACAAGUGCAGCUCCAAAGAGGCCUGCUGCUAUCAAUCUCGGAGCUUCCCUCUCGGCGAAACAAGGAUCAGAUUUGUUACAAAGAACAACUAAGACAAGCUCAAAUCUAACACAAUUUUAG